Molecule: messenger RNA, 2061 nt
Organism: Spinacia oleracea (spinach)
Lineage: Eukaryota; Viridiplantae; Streptophyta; Magnoliopsida; Caryophyllales; Amaranthaceae
Exons: 4
Coding region: 1-2061 (686 amino acids)
Biological process (GO): DNA repair; telomere maintenance
Molecular function (GO): DNA helicase activity
Source: RefSeq, a predicted model, not a curated record
AUGGAAGAUGGAAAGUGCUCAAAACACUACCCAAGAAGUUUCCAGGAAACAACAACUGUGAAUGAUGAGGGGUAUGCACUGUAUAGAAGACGUAAUAAUGGGCAUACAGCAACAAAGAAUGGUCAAGUUCUGGAUAACAGAGUUGGGGCAAAGAAAACAACAUUGACAGAGUGGAUGACGGCUAACAGGAUGUAUCCAGAAGCCCGAGAACUCACAUAUGCAGACUUCCCAACACAAUGGGUAUGGUUAAGCGACGAGAAAAGAUGGAAGCCUAGAGAAAACGGGAACAACAUUGGAAGGAUAUACUUUGCACACCCUGCCUCCGGGGAGAAGUACUACUUAAGAUUGCUUCUGAAUAUUGUCAAAGGUGCCACAUGCUUCGCAGACAUCUGGACGGUAAAUGGAAUUAUACAUCCUACAUACAAGGCAGCAUGUCAUGCCCUUGGACUUCUUGAUGGGGACAAUGAAUGGCACGAGGGUUUAGUUGAAGCAGCCACAUGGUCUACCGGGCCACAGAUGCGAGAACUCUUUGUUACAAUGUUAUUAUUCUGUGAAGUGUCAGACCCAAAAGAGUUGUGGGAAAAGCAUUGGACAGAAUUAUCGGAUGACAUUGUUUACCGACAACGUCAAAGACUGGGAAUUCCAGACCUAAGUCUAACAGAAGAGCAGAUUCAGAACUACACCCUCAUCCUCCAAGCGGUGUACCAGAAUAGAGGUCAACUAUUCUUUGUCUAUGGUAGUGGUGGCACAGGGAAGACAUAUCUUUGGAGAGCUUUAAUAUCCAGGCUACGCUCUGAAGAACAAAUCGUACUUGCGGUGGCAUCAUCAGGAAUAACAACUUUACUACUUCCUUCUGGCAGAACUGCCCAUUCCAGGUUCAAAAUCCCACUGAUCUUAAGUGAAAAUUCGUGUUGCAACAUUGAGCAAGGCUCUGGCCUCGCAGAACUAAUCCGACGAACAAAGCUCAUAAUAUGGGAUGAGGCUCCCAUGGUACAUAAGCAUGGCUUUGAAGCACUUGACCGGACUUUUCGAGAAGUUAUGCAGCUUCAUGACCAUUCGUUAAAGGACAAAGUUUUUGGAGGCAAGGUGGUAGUCUUAGGAGGGGAUUUUCGGCAAAUACUACCUGUUGUUCCAAAAGGAGGACGAGUAGAAAUUGUAGAUGCGUCUGUGAGCAAAUCCAAAACCAUAUGGCCAGAGUGCAUUGUCUACACACUAAGGACAAACAUGCGGAUAAAGCGGUCAAACCUAGACCAAGUCGAUAUAGAGCGAACAGAGUUCAACAAAUGGGUACUAGAUAUGGGAAAUGGGCAUAUUCCAGCAACAACAAAAGAAGGCGAGGAGGAACCGACAUGGAUAGAAAUACCAAAGGACUUACUUAUAAAUGGAGCUGAUCCUAUUGCUGCAUUGGUGGAAGAGGUGUACCCUAAAAUUUUGCACAGUUACAUGGACCCAAAGUACCUCCAACAACGGGCCAUACUUGCUCCAAAAAGUGAAACAGUUGACAACAUCAAUGGAUACAUACUCCAAAUGAUCCCAGGAGAGGAAAUAACCUACAAGAGCGCAGAUAGAAUCUGCCCAGCAACUAUAGGUGUGCCCAAUCAUGAAAUACACCUCAAAGUAGGGUCUCUUGUAAUAUUGUUGAGAAACAUCAACCAAAGAGAGGGACUAUGUAAUGGGACACACCUUAUUGUCACCAGAUUGAACCAUAGAGUCAUUGAAGCACAAGUUGUCACUGGAAUAAAUGCGGGCGACAUGGUCAGCAUUCCACGAGUAGAAAUGUCACAAUCAGAUUCCAAAUGGCCAUUCAUCUUAAAGCGCCGACAGUUCCCAAUCAAAGUUUGCUUCGCAAUGACAAUCAAUAAGAGUCAAGGACAAACAUUCGACCAUGUAGGAAUAUACUUACCAGAACCAGUCUUCAGCCAUGGCCAACUAUAUGUUGCUGUCUCCAGAGUCACUACACGUAGUGGACUCAAAAUCUGCAUCCCCGGAAAAAACACGGGUGAUCAACAACCUGGAAACACAAGAAAUGUGGUUUACAAAGAAAUUUUCAAUGAUCUUUAA